This is a messenger RNA of Naegleria fowleri, 420 nucleotides long. RefSeq lists its product as uncharacterized. The record is from RefSeq and is a predicted model, not a curated record. Lineage: Eukaryota; Heterolobosea; Eutetramitea; Acrasida; Naegleriidae. Bases 1 to 420 code for a protein of 139 amino acids. The transcript has a single exon.
AUGAUAUUAAUUCACCACUUUGAUUUAGAUAUUCGAAUUUCAAUGGCGUGGGAUUUGGACAAUGUCGAUAUUGAUUUGCAUGUACAGGAACCAGCUCCCUAUGGUGAGCAUGUGUAUUAUGCUCACAAUCGUUCCAUCACGGGUGGUUUCGUUUCAAGAGAUUUUCGUAAUGGUUAUGGACCAGAGGAGUACAUGAUUAAGAAAGCUCAGAAAGGAGUUUAUAAGGCUACCACGAAUUAUUAUGCCAAUCAUGCUCAGAAUUUGACAGGUGGAACGACUGUGUUGGGUACUUUCUUUACCAAUUACAUGAGAGAAGAUGAGAAGAGACAAAUGGUUACUGUGAGAUUGAAUUCACAAGAGCAAGAUGUGACAGUGUGUGAAGUUGAAAUUGAGGAGGAAAAGAACAACUCAAAGUGUUAA